AUGGGUAACAAGGAGACAAAGAUUGCUAACAAGGACAAUGGUCAUGAUCAGCCACCAACAACAUCAACGUCAUCAACAUCAGCAAAAUCAACGACAACAACGUCUUUACCCAACUCUGCAACAUCAACACCAUCAGGAGCAUCGAUCCAAUCACCAGUGAUACCUACAAGGACACCAAAGUUGAAUGCACCUUCAACAUUAUUGAACGAUGAGAACAUUGCCAAGCUAUCAAGUAAUCUACCAUCUGAUGAGUAUCGUACUGAAUGGUCAUUGCUCUACUCCUCCACAAAGAAUGGUCAUAGCUUCAAUCGUCUUUGUUCACAUAUAACUGAAAAGGGUUCAACAUUGAUAUUGAUCAAGGAUGAUGGAGGACAUGUGUUUGGUGGCUUUGCGGAUGAGGUUUGGAAGACAAAGUUCCCAAAGUUCUACGGCAAUGAGAGAUCCUUUGUGUUUAGACUUCAACCAACAAUCGAUGUGUUCAGGGCAUCUGGAAUAGACAGGAACUUCCAGUAUCUCAAUGAAGGAACAACAACAUUAUACAAUGGUAUUGGCAUGGGUGGCAUCCAACAUCUGUUUGGUUGGGUCAUCGAUGACACGUUUGAUUGUGGACAUAGCAAGGUGUCUGAGGAUGAUGAUGAAAGUGGACAUGGAAAGAGUUCAACGUUUGGUAAUCCAUCACUGUCUCAUUCAAAGGAGUUUAAGUGCGUUUAUGUAGAGGUGUGGAUGGUGAAGGAGCGUGUGUUGACAGAGGAGGAGAUGGAGGAGCGAGCUCAACAAGAGGCCAGAAGGAAAAAGAGAGCAGGCAAGAGUGUUCUCGAUGCAGAGGGCAAUGCAGACAAGGUCAUCGCUGGAUACAUGGGUCACAACUUCUCCAACUUCAAUGAGGACAUCAAGCAGGAGGCACCCAAGAAG
This is a messenger RNA of Acytostelium subglobosum LB1, 912 nucleotides long. RefSeq lists its product as hypothetical. The annotation marks the transcript as partial. NCBI's taxonomy places the organism in Eukaryota, Evosea, Eumycetozoa, Acytosteliales, Acytosteliaceae. The record is from RefSeq and is a predicted model, not a curated record. The transcript has 4 exons.